AUGAAGCUGUCCGCUGUCACCCUUCUCACUCUUGCCACCGGCAUCAUUGCCGCUCCCGUCGCUGAGGCCAGCAAGGAGGUCCGUUCCUACGGCAGCUACGAGCCUCCCAAGUCCACCUACGAGCAGCCCAAGGCUCCCAAGGAGGACAAGCCUAAGAAGCCUGAGUACAACCAGCCCAAGGCCCCCAAGCCUCACCACGAGAAGCCCAAGAAGCCUCACCACGACAAGCCUAAGCACUACGCUCCUCCUCACCACGAGAAGCCCAAGGCUCCUAAGCCCCACCACGAGAAGCCCAAGAAGCCCGAGACUCCCAAGAAGCCUUCUUACGAGGCUCCCAAGGCUCCCAAGCCCCACCAUGAGAAGCCCAAGGCACCUAAGCCUCAUCACGAGAAGCCCAAGAAGCCUUCUUAUGAGGCUCCCAAGGCUCCCAAGCCUCAUCACGAGAAGCCUAAGAAGCCCGAGACUCCUAAGAAGCCUUCCUAUGAGGCUCCCAAGGCUCCCAAACCCCACCACGAGAAGCCCAAGGUUCCCAAGCCUCACCACGAGACUCCCAAGAAGCCCGAGUACAACCAGCCUAAGGCUCCUAAGCCUCAUCACGAGAAGCCCAAGAAGCCCGAGACUCCCAAGACUCCCUCUUAUGAGCAACCCAAGGCUCCCAAGCCCCACCACGAGAAGCCCAAGAAGCCUGAGACUCCCAAGAAGCCUGAGUACAACCACCCUAAGGCCCCUAAGCCUCACCAUGAGACUCCCAAGCCCAAGCAGGAGCAGCCCAAGAAGCCUUCCUACGAGGCUCCCAAGCAGCCUGCUUACGAGGCCCCCAGCUACUAG
This is a messenger RNA of Fusarium poae, 828 nucleotides long. RefSeq lists its product as uncharacterized. The transcript has a single exon. NCBI's taxonomy places the organism in Eukaryota, Fungi, Ascomycota, Sordariomycetes, Hypocreales, Nectriaceae. The record is from RefSeq and is a predicted model, not a curated record. The coding region runs from base 1 to 828 and encodes 275 amino acids.